This is a messenger RNA of Plasmopara halstedii, 6891 nucleotides long. Its product is annotated as IQ motif, EF-hand binding site. Gene Ontology annotation, molecular function: protein binding. The coding region runs from base 1 to 6891 and encodes 2296 amino acids. The record is from RefSeq and is a predicted model, not a curated record. The transcript has a single exon. Lineage: Eukaryota; Oomycota; Peronosporomycetes; Peronosporales; Peronosporaceae.
AUGUUGCGUAAGACACUACCAGACUGGGCACAUGCACGAAGCAAACGUGCACUGAAACAACUGGAUCGUAUCAAGUCAAAGGCCCAACCACAAUUGACAUUGAAGUCCACAUCAAACUUUGAUUCUGAUCGUUCAUCAUUCGAUUUCACAUCUGACGACGACCGUAUGCUUUAUGAGCAAUUUGAACAGUCUCCUGCUUUCUUUGUAAAAAUUGAGUCACAGAAAAAAUCUCAUUUGAUCAAGGCAGGAGAAGAACUAGUUUUUCAACCGUCAAACAGAUGGAAAUCUUUUGAGGUAGAUGCACAAACUUCCAUCUUAUACGGAAUUCUUACAAACGAAACUUCAGAAUUAGCAGCUUCGAAUAUGAAUGUUAAUUCAACGUCAUUAUAUCACUUGAAGGAGGAAAAGGGAGCUCAAAACGACGCACCAGAACUAAGAAAUAUGGCUGCAUUUCGACUUAUUGUCUUUCUCGAUGCUUUUCAGCAAUUUGAAACAUUGGAAACUUUCUUUCAGCCACUGCUUCUUAAAUUUCCUAGAGGAAAAAUACUGCUUUGUGGCUUCCCAACGCGUUCCAAACGUCAUAUCACGUGGAAUAAUGCGCAAUUCGCCUCUGUCUACUUAAGUCUCCUUGAGCACGUCAUGAUGGAAACGCGGGAAUGGCUUGUGGAACCAAAAAUGGAUCGAGCUGCUAUGCCGCAGUAUCUCAUUGGGUUUGGGACUGGGGCCAGUACAGCUCUACAAUUCCUUGGAAUGGAGUUACCGAUGCGACAAGCGAGAAGCGCCGAUCAUGGCGCUCUUACAUGCUUCACUCGGUCAUUACGCGGUCUUGUGCUGAUUAAUGCAGUUGUAAAGAUCUCUGAUGUCGAGCGUAGAACUCUGCGAUCAUUGCAAAAACGUUUUGAAGCCGGAGAAAGCGUUCACAAAUUGGAUAGUGACACUGCUAUGCAACUGCGCGAUACACUUGCAUCUCUACCUUUCUCGUCUCACUAUCGCUUGCAUAUGCCUCCUAGCCGUUCAGCAGCUAUUGAGACCUGCUUUUGCAAGCAACGCAAUGAUCUUGACCGAACAGAUACGUGUGCACUUCCUACACCUGUUGACACUCGAGCUACAGACGGGUUGCUUCCAGUUCUAUUACAUGGUACUAUAAAGAAUCGAGAUGUCAGUGCAGCGAUCGCAAACCUCGCAGCAGUCGUGUCUGAACCAUUUGCGUUGAUCCUUAUCCACGGAUCUCAAAACGCUCUUUUUGGUCCUCAUCAAAUUCAGUUAAUGACUGAAGCAACGAACGAGUCUUCUUCUGAAAAUUUUUUGCAUGUUCAAACCGUGUCAGAAGCUUUGAAUCUUGACAACGCCACAAGGGGGUCACCGGGCCAGUAUUCUCGAUGUUUGCAUGUGACUUGGCUCAAAGGAGGUCACGAAUUAUUGCAGGAACAAAGUUCCUUCUUUCACAACUUUUUUUACCAACUGGCUUCAGCGGCUACAGCACGAUCUCAGCCUAUUUCUUUUCGCGAAAAACAAAGUCAAACCGGUUGUGAAGAGAAGUUUUGUCAUCUACGACCACCGCCGGACUCUGAUAGAGAUAAAAAGAUUCAGCUAAAAGAUUCUCUGGUCCCUGAGCAAGAAAUUGAGAGCGCGCGUAUACCAAAGACCCAAUGCAUAAAAGCAAGCUCCAAAGUCCGCCAAAGCAUUUCCGAACACUUGAUGAACAACAGUAUUCAGCAAGAGUUUUUCGAUUGGGAUAUUGAGCGAGCUGGUUCGUCUGUCAUCAUCCAUGAGCAUAAGAACCAAACGCACUGCGUUGAUGAAGAACAGGUACCACCUCAAACGCCUCGUCUGAUGGAGCAGAGAGAUCGUCGCGAGGCGAUGAAAGACUUUCAUUGCGACUUCGAGCAGAUGAAUUUUGUCUCGAGUUCCGUGGAAAUUUACCGGCUAGAUGCACCACCAGUGUACGAACGGUUCGAUGAUAUCGCCAGUGGUGCUCAAGCGCUUGCCAAAGAUCUUAAGCAAUGUUACAAAACCAAAGCGCUUCACCUGCAAGUAAUAGCCGAACGACGUCUUGAAUUGAACGAACUGUCAAGUGGUCCACUUGCUGCAAUGGAACUCGAGAUACGCAACUUGAAGCGUAUUUUUACCAAGGCACAAAGUACUGGUAUGAUUGCUAAAGCUGAUCUGGGCACUGUUCGCAUUCUUCCUAUCACUUCAAUCGAGAUGCAAACACUUGGUCGAGAGCUCAAUAGCAAGCGCAACACCUUAAAGCGAAUGCAAAGUAAUGCAACGCAACUUUGUCAAGAUGUGGAAUGGAAUGACCAACUUUUGCAGCGUGUAAGUGUCAUCAUUCAGCGCAAUGAAAGAUUCCGUCAAAUAUUGUUGCCUAAGCUCUGUCUUUGUGCUGAUAUGGGCAAUGAACGCGCGUUGUCUCUGCGUGAAGAAUAUGAGCGUCAUAUAUCACAGCGCAACAAGCUCAUUGGGCUGCUUGAUAACUUAAAGCGACGACAAGAAAACGUGCGCGCUGAAUACGAGCGUGCUCAAGCCACGUCCACAUUCUUCUUUGAUACGAACUUGCGCGUUGUUGGAGUUCCUCAGCGAGUACAACGUACAAUUCUAGUUCAAGAACUUAAGGCUGAAAAGAAGUUAUUACCUAAACGAAUUGACGAUCUUGUCGAGAAGGAGCAAGAGGCACAAUCGGCAGUGAAUUCGAGCAAAGUUGCUAUGGAAGAAGUCGCUACACGAACGAAAUUUGUCGAAGAAACCCGACGGACACUGGAAAGCAUUUGUGAAGUCAAAAGCCUCGAUACAGACAAGAAGACUCAUGGCAAAAUCAGUAACUUGAAACUGCAGCAUUAUUCGGGCGAAACUGUGAGGCUGAAGAAGCACACGAAUCGAUCUUUGGAGGAAAGACAAUGGGUGGCGUUUGACUUUCUUUUAAAUUUUGCUUUCUAUCAGAAGCACGUAGCACCAGAAGAGAUCGAGAUCAUUCAAAACCAUGCUGACUACCAGCAAAAGAUUGACAAGAAGCUGAAUGUUGAUGAUCUCCAGCGUCUGAUGCAGCUUCCAGCUCGCAAUUGCCUUGCAUUUUGUUUUUUUAAAACACCAGAAGAAAUGAAAGCUCAUUAUCUUUUGCGCAAAUAUACUUUUGGAGACGGAGAAGACUACUUUGCUCAGCUGGAUCAUGACUUUAUAGCUCCUGACAAAGUAGCCGGUCCAUCCGCAACCAUUUCAUCGAGUCUCAAGGACAUGUGUUCAAUGCUCCAAAUUUCUGCAGACACGUUAUCGUUGCAUGGUCCUUGGAACCCAAGCGCUCGGACCGCACUACUCAGUGAAAAUUUAUUGCAGCAGACGCUGCUUCACGUCCCACAAACUCAAAUUCUCCCGCACAAAAACACUACAUACAGUUUUCAGUUGCCUAAAGAGUCACAAGGUGUUGCAGUAGUAGCUCUCACUGUAUCCAUCGUCUUCCAAGGGCAAUUUAAGUCCACUGAUUAUCAAAACGGACGACUUUCUGCCAUGAUGUACAUGUUGCCUCCCGUAUCCAGCCCGAGUUCCUUGCAGCAACGAUAUCAAGCCUCAAUUCCGAUUGGAAAAUGCUUUCAUGUCGACGAUCUGACAUUAAAUUCCCCUCACUGUAUGGGGAGACUCGUUCUUCGGCAUGAGCCUCAGAGAAUUCCUCUAAGUGCCGCGGCAACGUAUCAAAUUGUGAUCGGGGCACCAAUUUUGACAAACUAUUCCCUCGAGGUAUGUGGACGCACGGCCCUUUUCGCCGAUGAAGCGCUGCGACGGAAGCGUAUUGAUGCGCUGAAGAAGCAAGCUUUACUGCCCCGAAUGCAGGAUGAGGUGCAAGAUCUUUUUGUCACAAUCCAGUUGAGUGAGCGCAAGCAGAGACUUGCACGUCGGCUUGCUACUGAGCUUAAGGAACAGGCCCGUGAAGCUGAACUUGAUCUGCUCAGAAAAAUUGAGUGUGAUAAUGAUGAACCGUUACUAGGUCACGAAGAGCGCUGGGAAUUGCAAAAAGCGAUACAAGCAGCAACCAAAACGUUCACAGUCUGUUGUUUUCUGUACACUAAACGUGACGAAGAAGUGCGCGAUAUUGAGCAAAGUCUUUGCGAUUUAAUAAAGACUCACGAAGGUAUUGUCAAAGAGUGCAAGCAGAUGGAAAUUUUGCUUUCUGAAUACCGCGCAAAUUUGCCUCGACUUGCAGCUUUACUAUCAAUCGAUCUUGCAGCAGGAGACACAGCAGCAGCAAAACUAGCAAAAGAGUUGAAUACUGAGUAUAUGACAAGAAAUGGCACGAAGUCUGCCAAAGUGCGCUGGGCAGAGCUUUCCGCGAUGAAGUCGAUCAUUCCAUUCAUGAUGUCUUCAGCUGAGCAACUGCGACGAAAGUACAAGAGAGGAGAAGACACUUUAAGCAAAAAAGAACGCGAGUGGAUACUUCUUGAUCGCAUUCUUCAUCCACAUUUGUAUCAAUGGGAGCAAGAGAAGCAAAAUCCGAUUGAUGGAGCUAAUACGAAUUCUCCUUGUGUAAAACUUUGGCUUCAUGGCGAAUACCCGACGCUCUCAAAUAGCGAAAAAGUGCUUGCGUCCAUGUCAUCUAUGGAAAUAAAAGCGAUCAUGGAGACUCCAUGGAAUAUGUUGGAGCGUAAAGAAAUUCCGAUUCGCAAAAUACUCACUCAAUUUCGAGGUGACUCUAGAGGCAGCAGUAUGUACAAAACUGCUUCAUCAGAAUCAAUAGCAACUCUUUUGCGUGCUCAAAAUUCUACCGAAUUGACUCAUGAGGAGCAGGAAUGGCGCUUGUACGAUCAAUUGCUGAAUCCAAAGUAUUAUUCUCGAGAUUGUGAAAUGACAGCAAAGGUAGUUCCAACUUCACGCUGCCAAGAGAAUGUAACAAUCUCACCUAAACUUACGAGAAAAGAUCUCCUCAUAGCAAUCAACACGCCAGUUAAGGAAUCAUACAAGCUGCCGAAAAACUUGCUUCGUGCUCGCACGCUUCUUCUUAGAUACGAUCCUCAGAAGAUCACGAAAACAACUUUAGCAACGCAAGUCCGACCACAGAUUCAGGAAUUGCAAACGGCGAUCGUUAAUUUAAACCUGGACGCACAAUGUCGUGUCGUGUUCCAUGAGCUUCAACGCGCACUUGCAAAUACGCACAAUAAGGAUAUGGACUCACAUGUGUUGCACUCGACACCGCAGCGAUUCCCAACGAAUAUAUUGUGUCUAGAACUCGAAAAGAAAUUGGACCGUUUGCUGAUAUCUCAGAUCAAAGAAAAUGACGACAUGGAAUUGGCCAGCUUUCUCUCCAAGCAAGAUCUCAACAGAGAUGAGGUGUCGGAUUCUGAUAGCGAUGACGAAGCGAUAAUUGCCCGCGAAGAGGAAGCAAGGCGCAAAGCAAAAGAGAACGCUAAGAAAGAACCAAAAUUUCGUGGAAAAAUGCUUGGGCAAAUCUCUUUGCAAAAGCAGCGCCGUGAGAUUAAGAACGCGCUUCAAAAACGCAGCAUUGACGAGCAGCGCUGGAUCCAGCGGGAGCGUAAACUCGGAACAGGUGGCUGUACUGCUUGUUGGACGAAUCCUUGUCAGUGGAAGCCUUUUUUAGAAAACUCGUACGCGACCAUCCAAGCGCGGAUUGACGUCAUUUAUAAGGAACUCGAACGCGUGAAGCACUAUUCAGACAAGAUCUUGACUUCAAAUGUCUGUAUGGCUGCGUUAAAGUCGGGAGAUCAGACGAUCACGAUGCACAAGAGUGAUUUAAUCAACGAGUUGACCUCGGAGGUGAAGCUAUUGGAAAAAAACUUGCGUUUGAAAAGUGUCGAUGAAGAACUGCAUGAAGCCUUUAGCUCUAAGAAACAAUUUUUCGAAACGCAAGCAUUGCAUGGGUUCCACCAAACCCAAGACAAGAAUAAAGUUCAGCGAGCACUUCAACACGAACACAAUGCUUUAGUAGCUCAUUUAACUGCUUACGAAGUGAUUGAAGAUAUCCUUGAAUCAAUGCUAGAAGGAUGGAUGUUCGGGGAGCGUGUAUCCAAGCGACAAGUUCUUGGGUACAUCCCCAGUCUGAAGCUCGAAAGUCCUUUGACGAUGCAUGAUCUGAGGCGCUUUGAACAGGAUCAUCGCAUCCUUCAUGCUUGCCAAAAUCUUUGCGAUGAACAGCUACAGAGUGCACGGGGAUUGCCGUUAGAGAAGUGGAAACCGAUCGAAGUCGAGGCGAUUCGAAUUAACGUUACUAAAAGAGUUAUCCAGAAUGGCUUGGAGAUUGAUAAGUCUUUAACUGAGACGGAGAACGCACUGAAGUUUGGGAUCUUUUGCAUGACACUGAUGUACUUCCGAGGCUUAUCAUUGCUAAGAAAGCAACGUAGUUUCUGGUCUGUCUCGGGAACAAAGCUUCAAUAUGUGGUGGACUCCUUACAAAAAAGUGCCGAACGUCGUCGAAUGGACAUUGAGGAGAAGAACGUUGAGCUGCGAGCUCGCAAAGCUGCGUAUUACGACAUGAAAGCUCGAAAUGGCCAGGCUCGCAAGCAAAAAUUUUACGAGCAAAAAUUGGCGGCUUACAGAAAGCGCUUAGUAGAAGAAUACUGCACGGCCAAGAGUCAAAAGAAAGCUGCCAUCGAUAUUCAGCGUGUGUAUCGUGGCGGCUUAGGCAGAAUUGCUGUAAAAAAGAAAAUGAUUAGACGACGAGAAAUGAAUGAUCAACGUGCUCUGGAACAUGCUGCAGCCUCUACUUUACAGCGAGUGUUCCGCGGACGCCUUGGUCGAAUUGCCGCCGAAGAUCGACGUGAGGAACUUGCUGAAUCCGAUUUACAGGUCAGCACAGAGGAGGAGAUUGCAGAAGAGGAAGAAUACUGGCGUAUGCACAAGUUUGAGCUCUUAGGUCGGCAAGUCGCAACAUUUGUCAGAAAAGUAGCCUAG